UAGCAUGGCAGCGAUAUCGAUAUGAACAACGCCUGUUCGCCUAGACUGGGAACUGGGAAGGAUGGCAUAAAUUCGAAGCUUGACAUUGCUAUUGCUAUGACAUGGAUCGAAGAUCGUUCGUUGUUUUUACCCAUGCGGAAAGUGGAUGGUACCACUGAUUCAUGGAAGCUUCUUUUUCCAGAUGCAGCCGCUUCUUUCUUAUGGGAAGAUUUCGGUAGACCAGGAUUACUGGAAUUUUUAGUUGAAGGGACUGAUUCACUGAAAUCAUUGAAAUACAAUAUUGAUGAGAUUCUUGAACACCAACCAAAUCAUGCAGUAGGUCACACUGCUAGAGCGUUACGUGUUACGUUGAUUCUAAAGGAAGGCAAAAUGAACAUUGUUAGGAUCAGUGACUGGAUGCCAGAAAAUGAAACUUCUUCGAUAACAGGUAGAAGAGUCCAAACACCAUCACCACAACCUUCUGGAAAUGUCUCUCCACAACAGCAGUUGCCAUCCUCCACGGGUUGUAAAUUUCAUGUAGUUCUUGAGCUUGCUGGGCUUGGAACAUCUGUUACUGAACACACACCGAGGAGAUUUUAUACCUGUCAGUCCAGAAUCUUCUUUUAGCAUAUUCUACUGAUUUUAGCAGGUAAGACACUGUCUUUGAAUUGAUUUUUCAUUCUGUAGAAUGGUUUGUCAGUUACAAUCUUCAAUGUAGUUUCACAAAGUUGAGCA
This is a messenger RNA of Populus euphratica (Euphrates poplar), 714 nucleotides long. RefSeq lists its product as uncharacterized. NCBI's taxonomy places the organism in Eukaryota, Viridiplantae, Streptophyta, Magnoliopsida, Malpighiales, Salicaceae. Bases 22 to 606 code for a protein of 194 amino acids. The record is from RefSeq and is a predicted model, not a curated record. The transcript is spliced from 2 exons.